Messenger RNA from Chlamydomonas reinhardtii, 3572 nucleotides. RefSeq lists its product as uncharacterized. The transcript is spliced from 18 exons. The record is from RefSeq and is a predicted model, not a curated record. Gene Ontology annotation, cellular component: cytoplasm. Gene Ontology annotation, biological process: cysteinyl-tRNA aminoacylation. Gene Ontology annotation, molecular function: ATP binding; cysteine-tRNA ligase activity. The coding region runs from base 270 to 2855 and encodes 861 amino acids. Lineage: Eukaryota; Viridiplantae; Chlorophyta; Chlorophyceae; Chlamydomonadales; Chlamydomonadaceae.
AGCCUGUGAGGAACAAGAAUGCGGGCAUCGAUGCAAGUUGGCUUCUUUGGGCCCCAACUUGGCUUCUUGCCGCACCCACAAUAAUUGUCGAGCACUAUUAGCACAUAUAUUAUCUAGGGUGUAUGCAAGCUGCAGUAGCGCUCGCUGCGAGUAGACUUAGCAAGGGACGGGCUUUGCUCCCGCUACUGCCUGGUGCAACGUCCAUACUUUUAGUCGCUUCUGAGACUUCCCAACACGUGAUCCCUUGCUCAUUUAAUACCCAGCGCCACAUGAUGGCGACCGGCUCCAAAGUCACUAGAGAAUGGUUCCCGCCGGCGGCCGAAGGCGCCCAGACGGCUCCACUUAUGCUUUACAACAGUUUCGUUGACGAGAAGGUGCCUUUCGUGCCGGCAGCCGGGCCCACGAGCAAGCAGAUCACUUGGUAUGCCUGCGGGCCGACCGUCUAUGAUGUCGCGCAUAUGGGACACGCACGCAACUAUUUGAGCUUCGACAUCGUGCGGCGCGUCCUGGAGGACUACUUUGGCUAUAACUGCCUUAUGGUGAUGAACGUGACGGACGUAGACGACAAAAUCAUUCUCCGCGCCCGGCGCAACUUCCUGCUGGCCCAGUACAAGAGCUCGGGCAAGAGCGCGGAGGAGGUCAAGGAGUUUACCAUCGAGGCAAUCCAGGCGGGUAUCGCCAAGCAGCAAAAGAAGGUGGCAGAGAUGGAGGCUAUGGUGGCGAAGGACUCGACUGAGGCGGAGGCUGAGCCGGACGAGAAGAAGCGGUCGUUCGCGCUGCGGAAGGUGGCGGACCUGCAGGAGGCGGUGAAGGGCGAGGCGCUCAAGGGGCGCCAGGCGGCAGAGGCGCUGGCGGCGGUGCAGGCGCUGGGCGCGGCGGGCAGCUCGGCGGACGCGGAGGCGCUGCUUGCUGUGGGCAGCGACUACGUGGCGGAGGCGCUGGACAAGGCGCUGGGCGCCAACGUGACAGACCCCACCGUGUUCAGGGCGCAUGCGGCCAAGUACGAGCGUGAGUUCCUGGAGGACAUGGACGCGCUGGGCUGCCGGCGGCCGGACGUGCUCACGCGCGUGAGCGAGUACAUCCCGGAGAUCAUCGAGUAUGUGACGCGCAUCAUCGGCAAUGGCAUGGCCUACGCCUCCAACGGCUCGGUGUACUUCGACACCCAGAACUUCAGGUCGUGCGGGCACACGUACGGCAAGCUGAACCCCUGGGCGGUGGGCAGCGCGGCGCUGGCUGCGGAGGGCGAGUCCAACUUCGAGACCAGCGAGAAGCGCAGCCCACAGGACUUUGCGUUGUGGAAGGCGGCCAAGCCCGGCGAGCCGGCCUGGGAGUCGCCGUGGGGCGUGGGCCGCCCCGGCUGGCACAUUGAAUGCAGCGCCAUGGCCAGCAGCAUCAUCGGCAGCCGGCUGGACAUCCACACGGGCGGCGAGGACCUGCGGUUUCCGCACCACGACAACGAGCUAGCGCAGGCGGAGGCCUACUACCACCACGACGGCUGCAAGCAGUGGGUCAACUACUUCCUGCACUGCGGCCACUUGCAUAUUGAGGGCCUCAAAAUGUCCAAGUCGCUCAAAAACUUCGUCACAAUCCGGGAGGCGCUGGCGAGCUUCAACGCGCGGCAGCUGCGGCUGAUGUUCUGCUUGCAGCCCUGGAACAAGACCAUGAUGUAUGGCGAGCAAAGCCGUACCGAGAUGAAGGUGCGCGAGGCGCAGCUGCGCAACUUCUUCGGCAAUGUGGACGCCGCGAUUCGCAACAGCAGCGUUAACACCAACGAGCAGCGCUGGACCACUGAGGACUUCGACCUCAACAACCGCAUCCUCGCCACCCAGGCCGCUGUGGACGCGGCGCUGCGCGACAACAUCAACACGCCGGCGGUGAUGGACGCGCUAUCGGACCUGAUCAAGGCCGUCAACAAGUACCUGGCGGACAAGUCGGAACCCGGCGCGGCGCGGGCGCUGCUGCUGCGCAAGGCCGCCGCCUUCGUCACCCGCAUCCUUUCUGUGUUCGGCAUCGUGGACGGACCCAGCGACCGGUUGGGCUUCACGGAGAUGUCCAGCAGCGCGGCCAGUAGCGACGCGGCGGCGGCGCGCUACCUGGACGCGCUGGCGGCCUUCCGCGACGAGGUGCGCGGCCUGGCCAAGGCCAAGGCGGCGGCGGCGGAGCUGGUGGCGGCGGUGGGGCGGCUGCGGGAAGGCGUGCUGGGCGGCAUGGGCGUCAAGGUGGAGCUGGCCGCGUCAGGAGACCGGUCGAGUUGGAGCGCAGCGGACCCAGCCAACCGGCCCGGCGCCACCUCCACCUCGUACAUAGACACUGUGGUGGCUUUUGCGGACCAGGUACAAGCGCUAGCGAGCUCAUCCGCGGCGCCUGGCGAGGUGCUGGCGGCCUGCGACCAGUUGCGAGACAGCACUCUUGUGGACAUGGGUGUGCGCCUGGAGGACCGGCCAGACGGCAAGGCGGUGUGGAAGCUGGACGACCCAGCCACCAUGCGCGAGGAGAUCGCGGCGCGCGCUGCCGCCGCCGCCAGCGCCGCCCGCAAGAAGCUGGAGGGCGCUGUGGAGCGCAAGGCCAAGGAGCUGGAGAAGCUGGAGGGGCUGGCGGCGCUGCCCAGCAUCCAGGAGGCGCUGGCCGACAAGUACAGCAAGUUCGACGAGGCUAGCGGCGAGCCCACGCAUGACAAGGAGGGCAACGCGCUGGAGGGCAAGGCCAAGGACAAGGCGCGCAAGGAUUACGAGAAGGCGGCCAAGGUGCGCGAGCCGCUGUCCAAGAAGCUGGCGGAGGACCCGGCGGCGCUUGACAAGAUGAAGGCCGAGGUGGAGGAGCUGCGGCAGCAGCUGGCGGCGCUGGGCACGGCAUAACAGGCUUGCUACAGUUGGGAGGGGCUAGUAGGGGAGGUGCUUGAGUGCAAGGCGUCUGGUGGCAGUCAUGUGAAAGCAGGGCGUGGUGGGGCGAGACAGGGCUCGCGGGACUUGGGCUUGGGGUAGCAUGAGAGCAGCUGCGCUGCGCGUGGUGUUAAGGGUGCGCCGGCUGCGUUGUGUCGUGAGAAUAGAACUGUUGUUGGUCCGGGCUGGGAUUCUGGGAAGGAGCCCAAUCAUCUGACGGACGCAGAGGGUUGGGACAGGGGUCAAGUACAUGUACUGAUGAUGUCACUGCGUGGUCCGAACAAGAUGUUACUUGCUAUCAAACGGGCGCUGUGGUAAGAGAGCUGUCACAGGACUGUGCGACAACGUUUGUGCUCUUGGUGGACGGGUCGUAGAUGGGUGCGACGGGCGUGCUCAGGUGGACGGCGAUGAAAGAAGUGGGUUGGAGGCUUGCGAGCGACAUGCGACUGAUGUGGUGGUGAAUUUGGUGGACGGGCUUCGGGAAUUUACAUCCCUGCCAGAGGCAGCAGAAUGAGGCAGGAUCCGGCUGCAAAUUUGUUACGGUCAUGGCGAAAGUGAUCCGCAAUCCCCACAUGCAAUGCUCUGCAGCCGUCAUCAAGGUGGGGACAGUUGCCAGCGGGAGCGCGAUCUGUGUGUCGGGCUGUCAGCAUUCCGUGCUCACGCCCACCUGGUGCGUCUAUAAAUCGUACGUAU